This is a messenger RNA of Mangifera indica (mango), 228 nucleotides long. Its product is annotated as secreted RxLR effector protein 161-like. The record is from RefSeq and is a predicted model, not a curated record. The transcript has 2 exons. The coding region runs from base 1 to 228 and encodes 75 amino acids. NCBI's taxonomy places the organism in Eukaryota, Viridiplantae, Streptophyta, Magnoliopsida, Sapindales, Anacardiaceae.
AUGAAAGAUAAACCAUAUGCUAGUAUGAUUGGGAGACUGAUGUAUGCCCAAGUGUGCACGAGACCUGACAUAGCUUUUGCUGUGAAUGUUCUUGGUCGAUAUGUUGCUGAUCCUGGUUCUGAUCAUUGGGUGGUGGGAUAUUCUGAUUCAGACUUCAGUGGAUGUCCUAAUGACUUCAAAUCCACUUCAAGGUACAUCUUUAUGCUUGCAGGUGGGGCCAUAUCUUAG